Labeo rohita (rohu) is the source of this 9639-nucleotide messenger RNA. It is a transcript of the gene mia2, whose product is annotated as CTAGE family, member 5. Lineage: Eukaryota; Metazoa; Chordata; Actinopteri; Cypriniformes; Cyprinidae. Gene Ontology annotation, cellular component: endoplasmic reticulum exit site; endoplasmic reticulum membrane. The transcript has 29 exons. The record is from RefSeq and is a predicted model, not a curated record. The coding region runs from base 103 to 9063 and encodes 2986 amino acids. Gene Ontology annotation, molecular function: protein binding. Gene Ontology annotation, biological process: endoplasmic reticulum to Golgi vesicle-mediated transport; protein secretion; vesicle cargo loading.
GAAUGACAUUUCGCCGGGAUUUAGCUUCUCUUUCCCUCUGACUAUUGGAUUGGAAAGGAACUGAUCUAAUGACAUGAAGGGAAUUGCUGGAUAAAUCCAAACAUGGCAGCUGUACAUGCACUUGUAUUGUUUCACAUUGUCUUUGGUUUUUUGCACCAGAGUUUGGGUUUGAUUUCAGAUUACAAACUAUGUGGAGACCCCGAAUGUGAAAGCAUGAUAAGUCGGGUGCAAGCACAGAGAGACCAUAGUGCUAAAGACUGCCGCUUUCUAAACUUCAAAAAAGGGGAUAUCAUCACUGUUUACUACAAACUCACUGGAAAAAGAAAUGAUCUCUGGGCAGGAAGUAUGGAAAAGCUGUCUGGAUUGUUCCCAAAGGAUGCCAUCAAAAUUGAUCAACUGUUUAUUGAUGAGAAAAAGGAAAUCCAGGUGCCGACCCAGGAGUAUGACUUCAUCUGCUUUGAUGAAAAAGGUUUGGUGAUUGAGCAUAGCACUGAAUUUGAGGAUCUGGAAGAUUUGUCACAAGAAACACAAGAAACCGAUCUCAAUGAAGUCCGAGAUAAACCUACUGAAACAGAAGAGCGUGAACCCAGCCAGAAUUCUGUUCAAGAUGUUUCUGAUCAAAACACCCCAGAGACAACAGAAACAGGUGGGUCUUCUUGGAUAGGCUCUGCUGUUAAUGGAUGGUUUGGCAGGAAUGAACAAAGCAAUGAUGAACCACAGGAUGAGAGCAGUGAAGAAUCCUUCAAAAGCAGGAAAAUAGUCAUGGAUAUUGAGGAGAACCUCAUGGAAGAGAAGACAAACUCUGGAACUUUUGGCUGGAUCAGUGGUGAACUCACCAAUGCUUUUGGGUUUGGAAACAAGGAGCUAAAAACUGAUGCUCAGGACAAUAUUGAGAACCCAACAAAUGAUGAAGAUACCUCAUCUCAGCAGUCUAGCUCUUGGAUGAGCAUGGGUAGAGAUGUCUUGGGCUUUAGUGAAGAAAACACUGAUGCUGCAACUAAACCUGAAGCUGAGAAAGAAGAUGAAAACACAAACAUGGAGGACCAGAGCACUUUGAACCCCAGUCAGAACAUGGAUGUGGCUGACAACAUACAGGGAGAUGAAAACACCCCAGAUGACAUUGCAGAAAAUAAUGACAGUUCCUUGGACGACAGGAUAACAGAAAAUGAAAAAGAAGAGAAACAGGCAGGGUGGUAUGGAAAUAUGUACAACAGAAUUACAAACCUUUACAAAGAAGAUAAUGAAGGCAAAGCAAGUGUGUCAGAAAACCCUGCAUCUGCUACCAGUACUGAGGACAAAACCAAAGAGUCAGAAUCAAGUUCACAGUCCAUAUUUUCAGUCAGUGGCCUGAAAUCAAUGCUUAAGCUUCCUUUUCAGGAAGAUACGGUAGUAACGAAAGAUGAGGAAAAGACAGAAAAGGAGGAAGAUACACGUAAAGAAGAGAUACAACAUAAUAAUAUGGAUCAAGAAGAAGAAAUGCUGAUUGAUAUUGAUGAACAGGACUCGAACCAAAUAGACACUGAUGUACUUGCAUCUGAUGAUGUCAAACAACUGGACGAAGAAUCUAAUAUGACAGAAGACAGCACAGAUUCACAAAUUCUUGAGGAAAAUUCAGCAGAUAAUUUAAAUGAAGAAGUUAAAAGUGAAAACAAAGCAGAUUUUUUUGAGGAAAAGGUGGAGCAAGAUGCGAAAGAUGUGCAAAGUGAUGAGGAAAAGACAGGAAAGGAAGAAGAUCCAGGUAAGAAAGACUUUGAUGAGGAACAAGAAGAUAAAAUGUUGACUGAUUCUGAUGAACAGGAAUCAAACCAAAUAGACAUUGACAUACUAAAUGUAACUCAGUCGCUGUCUGAUAAAACAAUGACUUUGCAAGAUAGCAUUGCAUCUGAUAGCACUGAACAACUAGAUGUAGAAUCUAAUAUGAUGGAAGAAAGCAUAGAUUCACAAAUCCUUGAAAAAAAGUCUGUAGAUAAUAUAAAUGAAGAAGUUAAAUGUGAAAGCAAUGCUGAUUUUCUUGAGGGAAAGGUGGAACAAGAUACGAGAGAUGUGCAAAGUGAGGAAAAGACAGUAAAGGAAGAAGAUCCAAGGAAGGAAUAUCUUGACGAGGAAAAAAAUAAUAACAAGGAUCAAGAAGAAAAAAUGUUGAUUGAUAUUCAUGAGCAGGACUCAAACACAAUAGACACUGACGUAUUUAGUGAAACUCAGUCGCUGUCUUUAAAGGAAAGCACUGCAUCUGAUAGCACUGAACAACUAGAUGUAGAAUCUAAUAUGACAGAAGACAGCACAGAUUCACAAACCCUUGAAAUCAAGUCAGCAGAUCAUUUAUAUGAAGAAGUUAAAAGUGAAAACAAUGCUGAUUUUAUUGAGGAAAAUAUGGAUCAAGAUAUGAGAGAUGUGCAAAGUGAGGAAAAAUCAGGAAAGGAAGAAGAUCCAGGUAAGGAAGAUUUUGACAAGGAACAAAAUAAUCACAAGGAUCAAGAAGAAAAAAUGUUGGUUGAUAUUCGUGAGCAGGACUCAAAUGCAAUAGACACUGAUGUAUUUCGUGAAACUCAGAUGCAGUCUGAUAAAACAAUGACUUUAAAAGAUAGCAUUGCAUCUGAUAGCACUGAACAACUAGUUGUAGAAUCUAAUAUGAUGGAAGACAGCACAGAUUCACAAACCACUGAAAUCAAGUCAGCAGAUAAUUUAUAUGAAGUUAAAAGUGAAAACAAUGCUGAUUUUAUUGAGGAAAAUAUGGAUCAAGAUACGAGAAAUGUGCAAAAGGAGGAAAAGACAGGAAAGCAAGAAGAUCUAGUUAAGGAAGACUUUCAUGAGGAACAAAAUAAUUUCAAGGAUCAAGAAGAAAAAAUGUUGAUUGAUAUUAAUGAGAAAGUCUCAAACCCAAUAGACACUGGCAUAGUAAGUGAAACUCAGUCGCUGUCUGAUAAAACAAUGACUUUAAAGGAAAACAUUGCAUCUGAUAGCACUGAACAACUAGGUGUAGAAUCUAAUAUUAAAGAAAACAGCAUAGAUUCACAAAUCCUUGAAAUCAAGUCGGCAGAUAUUUUAAAUGAAGAAGUUAAAAGUGAAAACAAUGCUGAUUUUAUUGAGGGAAAGAUGGAUCAAGAUACGAGAGAUGUGCAAAGUGAGGAAAAAUCAGAAAAGGAUGAAGAUCCAGGUAAGGAAGAUUUUGAUGAGGAACAAAAUAAUCACAAGGAUCAAGAAGAAAAAACGUUGGUUGAUAUUCGUGAGCAGGACUCAAACACAAUAGACACUGAUGUAUUUAGUGAAACUCUGAUACAGUCUGAUAAAACAUUGACUUUAAAAGAAAGCAUUGCAUCUGAUAGCACUGAACAACUAGAUGUAGAAUCUAGUAUGACAGAAAACAGCACAGAUUCACUAAUCCUUGAUAUCAAGUCUGAUUUUAUUGAGGAAAAUAUGGAUCAAGAUACAAGAGAUGUGCAAAAUGAGGAGAAGACAGGAACGCAAGAAGAUCCAGUUAAGGAAGACUUUGAAGAGGAACAAAAUACUUUCAAGGAUCAAGAAGAAAAAAUGUUGAUUGAUAUUAAUGAGAAAGUCUCAAACCCAACAGACACUGACGUACUAAGUGAAACUCAGUCGCUGUCUGAUAACACAGUGACUUUAAAAGAAACCAUUGCAUCUGAUAGCACUGAACAACUAGAUGUAGAAUCUAAUAUGAAAGAGAACAGCAUAGAUUCACAAAUCCUUGACAAAAAGUCUGCAGAUAAUUUAAGUGAAGAAGUUAAAAGUGAAAACAAUGCUGAUUUCCUUGAGGGAAAGACGGACCAAGAUACAAGAGAGGUGCAAAGUGAGGAAAAGACAGGAAAGCAAGAAGAUCCAGUUAAGGAACACUUUGAUGAGGAACAAAAUAAUUUUAGGGAUCAAGAAGAAAAAAUGUUGAUUGAUAUUAAUGAGAAAGUCUCAAACCCAAUAGACACUGAUGUACUAAGUAAAACUCAGUCGCUGUCUGAUAAAACAAUCACUUUAAAUGAAAACAUUGCAUCUGAUAGCACUGAACAACUAUAUGUAGAAUCUAAUAUGAAAGAAAACAGCAUAGAUUCACAAAUCCUUGAUAAAAAGUCUGCAGAUAAUUUAAGUGAAGAAGUUAAAAGUGAAAACAAUGCUGAUUUCCUUGAGGGAAAGAUGGACCAAGAUACAAGAGAGGUGCAAAGUGAGGAAAAGACAGGAAAGCAAGAAGAUCCAGUCAAGGAAGACUUUGAUGAGGAACAAAAUAAUUUCAAGGAUCAAGAAGUAAAAAUGUUGAUUGAUAUUAAUGAGAAAGUCUCAAACCCAAUAGACACUGACGUACUAAGUGAAACUCAGUCGCUGUCUGAUAAAACAAUGACUUUGAAGGAAAACACUGCACCUGAUAGCACUGAACAACUAGAGGUAGAAUUUAAUGUGAAGGAAGACAGCACAGAUUCACAAAUCCUUGAAAUCAAGUCAGCAGAUAAUUUAAAUGAAGAAAUUAAAAUUGAAAACGAUGAGGUUUUAGAGGGAGUUGUUGAGCAAGAUGCGAAAGAUGUGCAAAGUGAUGAAGAAAAGACAGGAAAGGAGGUAAAUUCAGGUAAGGAGGACUUUCUUGAGCAACAGAAUGUGAAAGACGAAGAAAUAUAUGAGUCUGUCAAACAAGAAUCAACCACAAAGGAUGUUCAUCAGGCUUCAUCUGAUGAAACAAUGAUUUUAAAAGACAGCGUUGCAUCUAAUGACAUUACAGAUAUAGAUGGCUUUUCUAAAGAAUCUAACACCCAACAUAGUGAUGACGUUACGUCUGCAAAUAAUACAACUGAUGAAGUUAUUCAGAGCGAAAACAACUUGACUGAUUCAGUUGAUGACAUUUUAGAAGGCACGUUGACACAAAGUCCAUCUGAUCAAGCCAAUUUAGAUACUAUCAAACAGCAAGAAAAUUAUUCUAAUGAAAUUAGCACAGAUCCUGUAACUGGUGAGGAUACAUCUAAACUGUCAGAGUCAGAUAUUCAGACAGAUACUGAGUUACAUUAUGAAAAAACACAAGAAUCAAAUGUUGCAGAUUUGAACGCUGACUCACAUAUUGAGAGUGUCAAAACUGAUCAAAGCGUAAAUGCAGAUGUGAAUUCUGAACUGACCUUGGAUGCAUUCUCAGAAAAUAAUAAAGAAAAACAAUUAGCUGAAGGCGACCAAGGUAUAUUGAAAGAAAAUGAUGAGUUAGUUUUGAACAGAAAUGAGGCACAAUUAGAUGAAGCAUUACCAAACGAUAUCACAUUUCAUGAAGAAAAGUUACCAGAUUCAGAAGCACAUGCAACGCCAAUGAGCAAUGAGCAAAAAUUGGACACAAACAUAAAUCCCCUUGAUGAAAGAUCUUCUUAUAUUCACACUCUUGUAACUAGUGAAGAAACCCUGCAUUCAGAGCUUGAGUCAAAUUCAGCCCUAAACAUCACAGAUUAUAACUAUAAUGCCAGGGAAUCGCAUCAUGAAUCACUGGUGAUAGAAAACUCUAAGGAUACUGAUUCAGUAGGUAAAAAUGACAAUGAGGUUGUAGUUCAUGAAGAGCAAGAGGAAUCAGGAACAGUUUCUGAACCUACAGAGAAUUAUUUUGAAACAAAAGAGAAAGAGGAUGACACACAAAUCACAAAUGAAUCUCUGACACAGGAAACACAAGCAAAAAGCCCAUUGCUAAACACAUCUGAUGGAUCUGGUGAUUUAAAAGACGGUAGUCACGAUCUCAGUUCACUAAAACAUGGAGACAUUGAUAAUAUUCCUAGCGCCAUGACUGAAGACCCAGAUGGCUAUAGAACUUCCACAGAAACAGAACUGACAAAUGAUUUCUUCUCAAAGAAUGACUCAGUUCAGGACGAAAAUAUUAAUAUCAUGCAUGAUCAAACUCAAAGUGCUGAACACAAAGAGGAGACUGACACAGCAAAUAAUGAGGAUCGUCAAACCGAUUCAGAAAGUGUCAAGCGAAGGGAGGAAAGUGACACGGGUGCCAUCUGGGAUCAAAGAGAUGAUGGUGACACAGCGGUGAAGUUAGAAGAUAAGAAAAAACAUGGUAAUGAAAAACAACCUGGAAACCCUGAAAUUCAAGACAAAAAUACUGUCAGUCAUCCUACAGAAACCUCUACGGAAUAUGCAAACUUAUAUCCUUAUCUGAGCAAACAGGUUAUUGAAGAUCUUUUAGAUUUAUUUGGAGACCAGAAGUUAUCAUGGCUGGAUUCCAAAAUGGGAAACACAAAUGCAGGUCAAGAUAAUGAUGUCCUUGAUGAACUUGAUGACAUUGAACAGCUGUUGGAAUACUAUAUGAAGAUGAACACAAAAUUGGGACGUAUUCAACAAGAUAAUGGUGUUCCUGGCAAGGAUAAUACUAAAGAAUAUUCAGCACUACAAAAACUGUUUACCCUCUUAUCUUCUCUAAGAAAGAAAUACUCACCAGUGAUAACAGAUAACAGUGUAGAAAGCCCAGGGGUCAGAGAAGAUGACUGCAUUCAUGAAGCAUGUCUUGAUGUGAAUAAGAAUACACAACAGAUGAUCUCCACAACAGAGGUUGAAAACAAUCAAGUUUCUGGAGACACAUCUGUCUUGGGCAAUCCUCAAAAUGAGCCAGUCUUUGAAGAAAAGGACCUUUCGGGAAUCACAGAUAAUGUGGAGGAUGUUCACACUGAUGAGCAGGAAAUAAGAAAGCAUGAGGAUUGGGCAUCUUCUGAAACCAAGAAAACUACUUUCCAAAACGAUGGUCUUAUCUCUGAGGAGCAUAUUGAAGCACUGAACGGUUUAAGGCAAUUUUAUCAGAUGGCAGUUUUUGUUGAAGUCACAAUUAAUGAAAUUGCAUCUAUAGUAGACAAGGUUGUGUCAUCACUUCCUGAUGAUAUCCGGCCUGGUCCUGACUUAUAUGGACUGCCAUGGGAAGCUGUGGUUUUCACUGGAUUUUUAGGUUUACUCACACUGCUUCUGUUCAGCUGCAGGUUCAUUCAUUCUAUCAAAAGUCGACUAUAUGCAAGUAAAGAGAAGCAAAUGGCGCAGAAAGUGGCUGAACUGCUUGAUGAAAAGUGCAAAGUGCUGGAGACAUUCAGUGAGGUUAAACAGAAGUUUGACAAACUAGAGUCCACACUACAGAACAAUGGCAUGUCUGCACAAGCUGCAGAAAAAGACAGUUUAGAGGUGGCGUCACAGAAGCUUGAACAAUCAAAUGCACAAAUGAAAAAGGAAAUAGAGAGGCUGCAAGAAGAGCUGUCCCAACAAAACAAAGCAAGAAAACAGCAAGAGGAUCAGCUUGCUGAACUCGAGCAGAUUUUAAGAAAUUUAGAAGAGGAAGCUAAAGAACGAAAGUCUCAGUUAGAACAGGACAACACAACACUGAAGAUCCAUGAGAUCAACACAGAGCGACUGCAGAAAAACCUGCAGGCGGCCAAAGAAGAGCAUGCAAUGCUGCUUGAGAGUAAAGCACAGCUGGUGCAGGAAGCAGAGGACUGGGGUGAACGUCUCGGUGAGCUGGAGGAAGAGAUGAAAAUGUGUGAAAGGUCUCAUACUGGCAUGCUGGAGGACUGUGCUAAUAAAGAUGAUCGCAUCAAGUCACUGACUGAGUGCCUUUUGAAGAUGCGAGAUUGGGAUUCGGAGGACGAGAGCUGCGUUGAUGGCAGCACUAAUACAGCUGGAGCUGAGAAUGGAGACAGUUCAGAUUUCCGUCAAAAGCAAAAAGUACAGAAACUUAUCGAAGCAGCCAAGAUGAGUGCAGACUUGAAGUCCAUGGAGGAGGACAAGAACAGAGUGUUCGCCAAACUCGCAGAUGAAAUUAAAGCCAAAGAAGAUCUCCAAGAGGGGAUCAAACAGCUUGAGGAGCAGAAGGAGGUGUUGGAAUCCGAGAGUGCCAACUAUGCUAGUGAAAGCCAGAAACUCCAGCAGAAACUCCAGAUCAUGACAGAGAUGUACCAGGAGAAUGAACUCAAACUACACAGGAUGUUAACAGUAGAAGAGAAGGAGCGCUUACAAAAGGAGGAGAAGCUCAACAAGGCAGGCAAAAAGAUCAGUCUUGCUGCAGAGGAGCUCAACACUUACAGACAACGAGCCAAAGACCUAGAGGAAGAACUGGAACGGACUUCACAGGCCUACAAGAAUCAGAUUGUUUCUCAUGAGAAAAAGGCUCAUGAUAACUGGCUAGCUGCAAGAGCAGCGGAUCGAGACCUGGCUGAUGUCAAGAGAGAAAACGCUCAUCUCCGCCAGAGGCUGACUGAUUCUCAAUUCAAGUUUGAGAUUCUUGAAAAGGAUGUACGAGAGGGCAGACCUUUAUUUAGAGGUGAAAGAUCUCCAUAUGGACCCUCUCCUCUUAGCCGACCAUCUUCAGAAACGCGAGCCUUCCUGUCUCCUCCUACACUAAUGGACGGACCCCCUCGACUCUCACCGCAGUUUAUGGGUCCAGGCAGAGCAUCCCGUGGCAUGGUAGAGCCCCCUAGUGGUGGGCCAGACUUUGAGCGGAGUGGCCCUCACUCUGAUAGUGGCUCACUGUCUCCCUCCUGGGACAGAGAACGCAGGGGCCCUCCUCCCCCUACAGGUCACCCUCUCCCAGAUCCAGGUUUGCCCUUUAAGAGGCCUCCUCCAGGUCCGUAUCCUAUGGGUCCUUUGCCUCCUAGACCUCCACUUCCUCCUGAGCCAUACUUUGCUGACAAAUCAGAUUCAUCAUUUCUAAGAAACAGUUCAUCCAUCAGUGAGAAUGAGAGCAGAGAAGGUCCUCACUCAAUGCCUGGUGACAUGAGAUUGCCCCCUGAUCCAGAUUCAAGAAUGGGGCCUCCUCCUGGUCCCCGGUUAAUGGGAAUGCCCCCACUGAUGGACCCCAGGGACCCACACUUCCCACCCAGGGGCCCAUAUGGACCUCCGGAGUUCUUUCCCCCUCGUGGGCCUGGUGGUCCCCCCAUAGGCAUGCGAGGGCCACUUCCCCCGGGAAUGUUUCCUAGAGCUCCAAUGCCGCUCCCUCAACAUAUGGGCUAUUUACCACCAAGACCUCAAUCUGACAGCUUUCCCCCGGGACCGCCACCCAGACCCUCCCCACCCGGCAGCGAGCAGCCCCCCAACCAGUCGCCCUCUCCUCAUGAUGUCAUCUGAUCUCCCACGCUCUCUUCCUCUCCGGCAAACUGUUUCCGACUUCCUGUUGUUGUGCUCAGGGGGUGUUUCCUUUGAUAAGUAACCGCAGUAGCCUUGUGGUUAUCUCUUACUUUUUGUCUUAGCUGAAAGCGCAAGCAUGGCAAAGGGUGCAGCACAUGCCACUGGUUAUAAUAUUAUGAAGAGGAAGUUGAUUUCUGUCUUUCAGGUACAGUGUAAGUGUGCAGCCUUUGUGAACCUGUAGGUAAACUGUAAAAAGUCAAUGAGACUGCCUUUUAACAGGAUUAUAGGUGCUCAGGUUUGUCAUGUUCUUUUUUUUUUUUUUUUUUUUUUUUUUUUAAUUGAAGGUAGUUGAUAAAAGGUCCUCAUAUUUGUCAAACUGUAUAUAUAGAAAGUCUGCUGAGUAUAUAUUGUGAAUAGGAUGCUGUUGAAACAAGACUUUGGUAACUAACUUGACAAAUCCUACAACUCAAUCCAGAGAACCGUCCACGUAGCUUAUAUAUUUAUAGUUUCCUCUAAUAACAACUCAUGCCUUAAAAAUAGGUGGUCUGAUGAUAUUAUGUACAUUAAUAAUAAAGA